Molecule: messenger RNA, 567 nt
Organism: Westerdykella ornata
Lineage: Eukaryota; Fungi; Ascomycota; Dothideomycetes; Pleosporales; Sporormiaceae
Exons: 1
Coding region: 204-530 (108 amino acids)
Source: RefSeq, a predicted model, not a curated record
GUGCGAUCUGACGUCGCAGAUCUAGUUUAGCCGCACGUGGUUUAAGAACAUCUGUGUACCGCAAAGUACAUCUUCUAGAAGCAUUUUCUGACGCAUCUGCGGGUGGUCGAUUGCGUUGAGUGGUAGACUAAUGUAUAAAACGCCCCGUCGGAUAAAGGUUGACUGCGGCUUAUCACUAGUCGAGAAGCCGAAGAAUAUUCGGCAUGGAAGGAGCGACAUUCCGUGUUAAAGGUGCGAAGACAUACGCUCCUUGCUUGCUAAGACAUCGUACUAACAAGCAUGUGCAUUUACUCGGUGGGCCCGCGGCCUUGCUUCUCCUUUCACCGCUUGAAGCCAUCCUUCGUUCGGCUCAAGAUCAAUCGGAAGCGAACGCGUGGCCAGGAGUAGCGAUAGUCCUGUUUUUGAAGAGGUUCGAGCCGCCGUGUGGUUAUAGGCUUCGUGCGAUCGAGGGAGUAGAUCUUGAAGACAUGACAACUGCUUCAAAACAUCAAGGAUUAGGAUAUCAAGCCGCUAUCCGAAACCUUGUGUGACUUACGUUCAGGUUAGUGUCCAACGUACAGACACAGA